Molecule: messenger RNA, 3939 nt
Organism: Cryptosporidium muris RN66
Lineage: Eukaryota; Apicomplexa; Conoidasida; Eucoccidiorida; Cryptosporidiidae
Exons: 1
Coding region: 1-3939 (1312 amino acids)
Molecular function (GO): protein binding
Source: RefSeq, a predicted model, not a curated record
AUGACAUCACUUAAUAUAGAACAGACAGCAUGCCAUCUUAUGCAAGAAUAUAAAGAUGGUAACUUGACAGCUAUACAAUCAACAUUGAAAGAUAUAGAUCCAGGUCUAAUUCGUUAUACAGUCACACGAUCGAUAGAACAUGGUAAGACACAAUUUAAGCAGAAAAAUUAUGAGGGUGCAAUUACUUCAUUUACACAAGCCUUAGCUGGUUAUACAUUGAGUCCAAGAGAUAAAGAUAUCUGUGAUACUCUGAAGGAAGUAAAAAUAGAAAAAGCAAAAAUAUAUACAAAUAGAUCACAAUGUUUUAUUUUGCAAGGUGGUGAGGAGAAUUAUAUGAAAGCUUUUGAAGAUGCAAAAGAUGCUAUUUUAUUAUAUCCAGAAUGGUCUAAAGCAUGGUUUAGAGCUGGUAAGGCACUCUACUUGUUGAAUAUUUUUGAUAAAGCAUCAAUAGUAUUUAAAGCAGCAUUAAAACGGGAAAUACAAAAUGAAGAAUAUUCUCAAGAUAAGGUAAAAGAAGAGAUAGAGAAUUGGAUAAAAAUAUGUGAAAAAAAAGCAGAUCAUAAUGCAGCAAUACAACGAAUUACUGUGGAUUAUAGUAGAUUUGAACAUAUUUUAAAAGAGCUUGAAGAUCAAGAGAAUAUAGAAUCUGUGAAUGAAAUAAGUGGAAAUUACUCAAAUAAUAAGAAUAUAAUUACUUUACCAGCAAAAAAUUUAAAUUCUACAGUAGGAUCUUUAGGCAGUGAUUUACAAUUAGAACUUUCACCAGAUCUAUCAAAAGAAGAAAUAAGUAACUUAAAGCAAACACUUACUGGAGUAGUCGAAAAUAAUACAUUAAAUAAUUCUAAAAAAAAAAAAAUGGUAUUUAAUAAUAAUAUGAAGUUUCUUAGUAAAGGACUACAAAAACCAUAUGAGAAUUCACUUAGAGGUAUGUCUAGAAUUGUUCAGCUAUCAUCAGAAAUAUAUUGGUAUAAGAGGAUAAUAAAUAUAUAUUUGGAUACAAGUGAGAUAUAUUUAUCAAGUUGGAUUGAGGUCUUGACUGAAUUGCUUAAUUAUUUUUUUAUAGAAGAAUCCUGUACUGUAUUAUUUAUUGGAUCUGGAACAAUGAUUCUUCCAAUAUAUUUAAUGAUGAAAAUAAUUAAUAAUUCUAUAAAUAAUGUAAAUAUAUUAGUUACUACUCAAAUGAGACCAUUUUCUCCAUGUUUACAGAGAUUAUAUGCUAAUAUGGCAUCUUCAAAUGGGGUAAAUAUUUUACAAUUUAAUACUAGUGCUGAGAGUUUAUCUAAUAAAGAAUUAAAUAGUCCUGAUAAAAUAAACAAUAAUAAGGAAGGAAAUGAGAAUUUGAAUAUUGAUAGCACUAAUAUGGAGAUAUCAAAAAAUUUAGAUAAAAAUAAUUUGAAAAUCAAAGUUAUUCAUGGAAAUGUGCAAAAUGUUAAUCCUUUUAUUUGGAAACAGUCAUUCCCAAGAACAAUAAUUAUAGAUGCAAGUCAAUUUGAACCUGGUCUACUAGGUUAUGGUUUAAUUGCAAAUCUUUGGAGUCUUUAUAAGGAAGAUGAAAGUAUUAAUACUUUGAAUACUAGCUCUCAUAGCAAAUACUCGAAAUCUAUAGUUGUCCCAUCAGAUAUUAAUGUAUUUAUCCAAUUUGCAAAUAUAAAAAUUCCAUCCUUUGAUUUUUCAUUAAAUGAAAAGAAUUGUAGACAAGAAUCAUUUGCAGAUGAUACUUUUAACUCAUUGGAAAUUUGUAUGGAUAGAUUAAAUGAAGGAUUAUGGUCACCAUACUGGGAACCAUUAAACCCUUGUUAUCCUCUUGAAUAUUUGACAGAACCAAUACCACUUGGAUUAUUUCCAAUUGAAGAUAUGGUAAAUAAUAGAAAUCUUGAAUUUUUUAAAGGAAAUAAUGAAGUUAUUGAAAAUAUGGUAAAUGUUUCUUUCUAUGAAUGUAUAUGUGCAACUUCUAAUCUUCCAUAUUAUAACGGGAGUAUAGAAUAUUAUCUUCCUGGAAAAAAAUCUAUUAAUGCCAUUAUAUUAUCAUACAAAGCUUUAAGAAAUACAAUUGAUCAUGAUAAACAAAUAAUUAUAGAUACUUUACCUCAAUUUAUUAAUGAAGAAGACGAAGGAAAAUAUAUUUUUCCUUCUGCAGUUCAAUGGUUAGGUGGAGUUUUAUCCAAUAAUACAUGUAAACCUGUAAAUAUUAAAUUUGAAUGUAGAAUUGAGCAUUCCAGAAUAUUAUUACAGCCAUUAAGCGAAACAAUCACACUAUUAUCAAAUCCUGAACAUGAUAAUACAAAUAUAAAUAUUCCAAUAGUACCUUUACAUUCAAGUUCUGUUCCUCGUCCUGUUAUAGAGAAUCUAUGUGAUGUAGAAUCACUAAAUAUGUGGAUAAAAGUACUAAUAAAGACUUUUAGGGAGUUAUCAACUUCAAAUUCACCUUCCAAGUUAUUUGAGGGAAUAAUAUCAUCUUCAAGUCCUGCUGCACUAUUACCAAUGAUAUUAUUAUAUGCAAGUUCCAAUAUUAAUAAAACUCCUAAACACAAUCUUUUCCCUAAUUGGAAUAAACUUGAUGUACACUUUACAGCGAUUGAAAACUUCCCAAAUUUACAAGAGCUAUAUAAGAAGUUGAUUAAGGAUAAUUUAUUUACAUUAUUGUGUGAUGUGAUAAAAAAUGAUGUAAAACCACUAUAUGAACGUGAGAUUAUUUCAAAGGAUUCAUCUAUUCAAAAAUCAAAGUAUUGGAAAUCUAUCAAUACUUUGGAAGAUAAUAGUAAUAAUACUAGUGAACAGCAUAGAAUCAAUAAAGUAGAUUUUUAUAGGUGGAUCCAAAAUGAUACUACUACAAAAUAUCUUUUAAACAAAAAAUUAAAUGAAAGGCUAUCAUUUUACAAUGGAGAUGUACGACAAAUAAUUUUAGAGUCCUCAAAUUCUUCUAUAAAUAAUAAUAAUGGGAUGUCUAUUACAAUAAAAGAAAAAGCAAGGUUAUUCACUGGUAUGAAUUUCGAUCAUGAUGCCUUAAGUGAAGGAAUUAUUCCGUUAUGGAGCACUGUAUUUCAAAGUGGAGUUUUACGUAAUACAAUCUUAAAGACAUCAUUACCAGUACCUUGUAAAUUAUGUAUUUAUGGAAUAGUUACACAAAUUGGAAAUGAUUCAACUUUUGGAGUGAAUACGAGUGAUUGGGAUACAUAUAGAUUUGAUGGGCCACUGCAAUGGAACGCAUUAAAGUAUGUUAAUAAUACUCCUAUUUAUGAUAGAAGUGAAAUAUUCCAUAUUUUGACAAUUGAUUUGAUUCCAGGUGGAUUUAAUAAAUUAGAAAAUUGGGUAAAUAAUAUCAUUAUAAAUAUUACAAGCAGUGGAAGAAUUAACUCAUUAGUUGUAUUUUUCGAUAUAUGGCUUAAUAGUGAAAAUAUAUUAACCACCAAUCCAUUCAAAAAUCAUAUGAAUAGCAGUAGAUACAUUGAGUUACAAAAUCAAGACAAUAAUCAAGAAAAUUCUUCAUCCCAAAUAUAUUUUAAAAAGACAAAUUUAUGGAAGCCCGUUUAUCAUAUGAUGCCUCAAUUUUAUGCAAAUGUUGGAGAUAAUGUUGAAUUUGAUUUCUCAUUAGCACAAAAUUUGACAAAACUCAAGUUUAUUAUUAAAAAUAUUACCAGCCAUGGCAAUGAUACUCCAUCAACAAUAAAUUCUGAUGAAUCUGAUAACAGAAAUUCCGUAUUUCCACAACUUGGAGAUAUUGGAUAUUUGCAACUUCGUGAUAAAUAUGAUAAUUUAAUCAGAGAAAUAGGACCGAAGAUAUAUUCAAAUGAUAGUCCUACAUCACUUGAAGCAUUCAAUGCAUCUAUAGAUAUAGCAGUAAACCCAGGUUAUUUUGCUGGAAAAAAUGCAAUCUCAAGUGAAGACAUGCCUUUUGACCUAGAAUCAGUAAACUGGUUAUGUCAAUCAUUUUUAACUUAA